UACGGGGCCAGGCCAAGCAUACAUAGCAGCAACGGCCCCCCACCCAUUUAUCCACCACCCAUCAUGUCUACAAUACACCUCGCAAGACGCUCCACCUCCGGCAGCACAGCACUCAUCGCUGCCGCCGUCGUCUCGUGUAUCGCAGCGGCGCUGAUCACGCUCGCGGGCUUGUGGUUCUACCACCGCUGGCUCCGACGGAAACAAGCGGGCCGCGCCGACUCGCUCGAGAAAGGCUCCACCCCGUCCUCCGCCGCCUCGUCCCUCUCCGCACCCCCGCCUACCCCCUACCAAGUGAGGCAACCGCGGCGGGCCCGCCGCCCCCUCAUCAUGAAGCCCAGUAUUCCCGACCUGCCUCGCAUCAGCGAGGAGCCGCGCAUGAGCCUCGAGCCGCGCGCGAGCGUGUCGCCGAGUGUGCACUCGCGCCCUGGCACCGUUGUCGGCGGACUACACGGCGAGAUCUUGCGGGCAGAAUCGAGGGAUACAGACAGAGAGGAGGUGAUGGGCGCGUAAGAUAGCGGGGACCCCGCGCGGCUAGAUUGCGGGCAACGGCCAUCCCUCCGUCCGUUCUUGAUCGG
Messenger RNA from Cutaneotrichosporon oleaginosum, 575 nucleotides. RefSeq lists its product as uncharacterized. The record is from RefSeq and is a predicted model, not a curated record. NCBI's taxonomy places the organism in Eukaryota, Fungi, Basidiomycota, Tremellomycetes, Trichosporonales, Trichosporonaceae.